AUGAUUCCUUUUCGAGAUUUGCUUCCACAAAAUUUAUUCUUUCGUAAGCUUGGCGAGAUUAUUUAUCACUGUCCUAAAACAAUUGUAACGAUGAUCUUUUUUAUUUGCAUUUUGUCAUUUACUGGUUUACAUAAAUUGAAGUUCGAAGAUAACUUCCGUGAUGGUUUUUUUUUGAAAGAUUCAAAAUCAGUGGAAGAACAUCGGAUAUUUUCUGAGUUUCUCCGCCCUAUCAAAAUGCCAUAUAUGAUGGCUCUUAUAGGUGAAUGUACGCAACCAGGCUGCUCUAUGCUUGAAGAUGAAAAUUUUGAGAUAUUUGAAAACGAAACACUGAAAGCACUUAACCAACUGCACACCAUGAAGCAAUUUAACAGGACUUAUCACUAUUCACUUCAACAUCUUGUUACUUUUUCCAGUGAAUAUCACUUCUUUUGGCUGAAGAAUCGUCAAAAUUUAAACGUUAACAUCUACUUACUUGGUGAUCAUCUAGUAGACUAUGAAAUAGGACAAGCAUCAUUUUCAACACUUCAUUAUUUUAGUGCUGGAACUAUUGCUAUGAUUUUAACAGUAUUUUUUAUAAUACGACAUUACAAACAGAGUGAAACAGUAAAUAUAAUCUUAACUGUCACGAUAAUUUGUUGUCCACUAUUCGCUGGUAUAAUUACUUUUUGUAUCUUCUCUUUUAUGGGAAUUGCAAUCAACAGCACAAUGAUGAUUACACCAUUUCUUGUGCUUGGUGUUGGUGUAGAUGACGCAUUUUUAAUAAUGCGGUCAUGGUUUUACUCAACUUCAGCUGGAUUAGACCGAAUAAACCACGUAUUUUCUACUAUCGGGCCAUCAAUUACGUUAUCAUCAACUACU
Molecule: messenger RNA, 858 nt
Organism: Thelazia callipaeda (thelaziosis nematode)
Lineage: Eukaryota; Metazoa; Nematoda; Chromadorea; Rhabditida; Thelaziidae
Source: the annotation of a GenBank genome assembly